CAGCAGGAGACGGCUUCAAGGCAGCCGCUACAGGUCGAUGCAGUGUGGGAAGAGCAGCCAUCUGCAAGCACUUCUGACGAGGAAGUGCCAGAAGAGAUCUCUGCGCGCAUCCUGCGCCGCAUCAUCAUAUUCUCUGGCAUUCCCACCUUCACAGGCUUCCUCAGCCUGCCUUUGUUCUACUACCUGAAGGUGGUACAGCAUUGGGAUAUACCAACAUAUGCAGUGUAUCUGGCCUCAUUCUGCACAUUUGGGGUGGGCAUCCUGGGUAUUUCUUAUGGAGCCAUCUCCUCCAGCUGGUCAGCAGCAGAAGGCAGCAAAUUGGGCAUAGAGCAAUUCAAACAGAAUCUG
Messenger RNA from Coccomyxa subellipsoidea C-169, 348 nucleotides. RefSeq lists its product as hypothetical. The annotation marks the transcript as partial. The transcript has 2 exons. NCBI's taxonomy places the organism in Eukaryota, Viridiplantae, Chlorophyta, Trebouxiophyceae, Coccomyxaceae. The record is from RefSeq and is a predicted model, not a curated record.